Messenger RNA from Uncinocarpus reesii 1704, 498 nucleotides. RefSeq lists its product as uncharacterized. The record is from RefSeq and is a predicted model, not a curated record. Lineage: Eukaryota; Fungi; Ascomycota; Eurotiomycetes; Onygenales; Onygenaceae. Bases 1 to 498 code for a protein of 165 amino acids. The transcript is spliced from 3 exons.
AUGUCGGGAAUGGGAGCUCAGUUCCUAGCGAAACAUAAAGCACUCCAGCAAGAGAAUGAAGCCCUUCAGGAGACCCUGACGCAACUGAAAGAAGAAAUCAAGACCCUCAAAGACCAGAACCGAGAGCAGGAACGGCAGGUCACAGAGCUUUCCCAGGGUAAAGAACUCCUUGAAAAAGACAUCGAGAGAAUCCGUGAUCAGCUGCGAGAGGCCAAGGAUGCUGUUGAUGCCGGGGCCCAAGACAACGCAACACUGAAAUCUCUCGAAGGUCGUGUCGAGCUGUUACAAAACGAAUUGGACGAGACGUACGCCGCUGCUAAGCUGGCGAACAAGAGUCGUCAGGAAGCGGAGCUUACAGCAGAGCACUACGAACGCCAGGCGAAAUCCGCUGAAGCACAAGCCAAGGAGUGGGAGGCCAAGCACGAUGAGGUAUCGAAGAAGUACAAGGACCUCCAGCAAGAGAUGGAGGACUUGGGGAAUACCCUCAACAGCCUUUAA